Messenger RNA from Scheffersomyces stipitis CBS 6054, 873 nucleotides. RefSeq lists its product as uncharacterized. The coding region runs from base 1 to 873 and encodes 290 amino acids. The transcript has a single exon. The record is from RefSeq and is a predicted model, not a curated record. NCBI's taxonomy places the organism in Eukaryota, Fungi, Ascomycota, Pichiomycetes, Serinales, Debaryomycetaceae.
AUGGAGAAUGGGGAUUAUUUGAUCAAGAAGGAGGAAAUGGUCAAGAAGGAAGACAUUAUCCACCACGACAUCCCCAAGAAGAUAAUCAAGAAAAGAGAUGAUAAAGAUGUUUGUAUUCCUCGUCCUCGCUCUUCUCAAUCAUCUUCUUCCCAAAUAUCCUCAUCAACUCUGAGUGUAGAGUCAAGUGUUCCAACUGCAUCAAGUAGUUCUUCAAUUAAUUCACAUACUUGUCCUGGAGGUGAAAACUGUCCAGAGUCGCUUUCGACUAGCCCUUCGGAAAUACAUUCUUCGAGUGUCCAAGAUACUAGCAUCACUCUGGAAACAUCUUCAGCCGUUUCUUCGCUGAGUUCAUUUGCCGCUUCGUCGACUAUUUCCACAAGCUCCCUGAUUGUUGCUUCGAGUUCUUCUUCUGAAUUAUCGAGUACUGAAGAUUCUCUGACAUCAUCGUUAGUUGUUGAAACAAGCACUUCUUCAUCUGCUAUUGAAACAAGCAGCUCGACCUCGGAACUUGAAACUAGCAGUUCUAAGUCCAGCAGUGUAUCGUCUAGUGUCAACUCCCCUUCCACUUUUGUCCCGUCGACCUUAACCACAGUUACGACUUCCUCAGCUGAAGUGGAACCUAGCAGCCCAAGCACAAGUCCUACUUCCCAUCAUGGUACUACACUAACUAGAACAGAGUCAACGUCGACCAUUAUCACCGACACUGUCUCUUGCAAGAUUUGUGAAGGAGGAAAGAGUUCCAGUCUUGAAGGAACCAGUAUAGUGCCAUCAUCAAGUUCAACAGAACCUUGUCCGAGUGAUGACGGUGGUGAUGAUGACGAUUUGUUCGGCGAUACCAGCACGUACUCAUUUCACUUGAAUACCAUUACUUAA